Molecule: messenger RNA, 261 nt
Organism: Gongylonema pulchrum
Lineage: Eukaryota; Metazoa; Nematoda; Chromadorea; Rhabditida; Gongylonematidae
Source: the annotation of a GenBank genome assembly
CAUGAAGCUCAUCCCAGUGCACAAAGCCGUGGACAUCCUGCGAUGAAAUCGAUAAAGCCGGAGCGAUCAUCUGAUGGAGCUGUGUGUAAAUAUGCAGUGCUUGCUUCAAGUCAGAUGUUGCAAACAUCAUAUAAGGCUAAUCCAACGACACUGUCAGUUAAUAAAACGCCGAUACGGAUUCCACCGGAGACAGCAAUACCGAGAGUUGCGCUUACUCCAAAAGCUUUUCCCUCACAGGUGAUCUAUACAAUUGUAUAUUAG